Molecule: messenger RNA, 723 nt
Organism: Aplosporella prunicola CBS 121167
Lineage: Eukaryota; Fungi; Ascomycota; Dothideomycetes; Botryosphaeriales; Aplosporellaceae
Exons: 2
Coding region: 60-422 (120 amino acids)
Source: RefSeq, a predicted model, not a curated record
ACGGCCAUCUUCUCACCUUCAACCAUUUCCUCCAUCUCACAAUUUUCUUGCUCAACAUCAUGCCCGACCUCCCUUUUGACGUCAUCGCCAUUAUCCUGCAGUUCCUCGCUCAAGGCAACGAGUCACUGGCAUGUUACGCUGCCAUCAACCGCGUCUGGAACGAGGCCGUUGAGCUCAAGACCUUCGAGAAAAUCCGCAUCAGUAGCGGCCUCAACCCCAUCUGGAAGCUCUUCGAAACGCCUGUUGAUGUCAUGAUCUUUAAGAGAACCUUGGAGAAAAUACGCACCAGUACUGACCCUGAAGGCUUCACUAUUCCGCGGCUCGCGCAAGCUCUCAAACAUGACGGUGGGCGACGUCGCAGCUACAUACGCGAGAUUGAGUUCAGGCCUGAGUGUAAGAAUUACAGUACUAGGCCACAUUGAUUCGCGACACCGGCUCGAUGUCCCAGAUUCGACUGUCAGAACCACCCUCAAGAAAGCAGUCAUUGUGGCUUGGAUGGGAAAAUGCUGACUGUGGAUCGGAAGUAGAAGGAAGAGCUUGGUCUCGAAAUGCUUGGGCUCACGGUGAGCGAUAGCUGGGCUGUGGAGUCGUAUGACCCUAAGAGGUUGAAGUUGGAACUGAAUUACAAGACGCUGAGGAGGUCGGGAAGAGCGCGGGGUUAUACGCUGGUUUUUGAGAUGAGCCUCGAGUUUAGCGCUUACCCCAUGUGGCUAGUCUCGCUUA